Messenger RNA from Vombatus ursinus (common wombat), 6056 nucleotides. It is a transcript of the gene OBSL1, whose product is annotated as obscurin like 1. The transcript has 24 exons. The record is from RefSeq and is a predicted model, not a curated record. Gene Ontology annotation, molecular function: protein binding. The coding region runs from base 1 to 5694 and encodes 1897 amino acids. Lineage: Eukaryota; Metazoa; Chordata; Mammalia; Diprotodontia; Vombatidae.
AUGGAAGGGAUAGGCGGUGUUGGAGCUGCUCCUCGCUUCCUUCGCUUCCCGAGGCCCGUCCGGGUGGUGAGCGGCACCGACGCCGUGCUGUGCUGCUGCCUCACAGGCUCCCCUCCACCUACCGUCCUGUGGGAGAAGGAUGGGCACCAGCUGGAGGCGUCCAGCCGUCUGUGUCUUCAGGCAGAGGGGGCUGAACAUAGCCUUUUGGUAAGGGAAGCUGGGGCCCCAGAUGCCGGAGUUUACGUGUGCCGGGCCCAAAACUCGUCUGGGGAGGCCUAUGCCGCAGCAGCCCUCACCGUACAAGAGUCUCCAGAUGCAUCUCCUGACCUGAUCCCUUUGCAGGGUCCCCUUCCUGGCUCCCCAGGCUUACUUCCUGAGCCCUCUGAAGGUCCCCCCAUGUUCUUGGAAGGUCCACAAUCUCAGUGGGUACAGCAGGGUGAGGAAGUAAUAUUGACAUGCCAAGUAGGGGGGCAGCCAGAACCGGCAAUGCACUGGGAGAAGGAUGGCCGGCUCCUGGAGGAUAUCUGGGAGAGCAGUCACUUCUGUCUGACAAAAGGCCUGGCUGGCCACGAGCUCAGAAUCAGGGGUGUUCGACUACCAGACGCGGGUGUCUACGUGUGCCACGCAAGCAACACGCACGGUCACACGGUGGCCGCUGCCCUGCUCCAGAUCCGGCCCUCUCCAGAGACCCCUCUGAGCUCCCCCCACGAGGGCCAGAGGGAUUCUGCAGGGCAGGGCUUACCUGCCCCUAAGAGCUUCUGGGUGAGCGAGGGAAAACACGCCAAAUUCCGAUGCUAUGUGACCGGGAAGCCGGAGCCGGAGACUGAGUGGCACUGGGAAGGCCAUCCCCUGAGCCCUGGGCGCCGCCGCCUGCUCUACCGGGACCAUGACGGAGGCUUUGUGCUGAAGGUGUUAUACUGCCAGCCCACCGACUGUGGGCUUUACGUCUGUGCUGCCCGCAACACCGCAGGGCACACGCUCAGCGCAGUCCAGCUCCACGUCAGAGAGCCCCGAGUACGGUUUGCAGUGCCCCUCGAGGACGUGGAGGGUGAAGAGCAUGGGGAUGCAGUGCUGGAAUGUCAAGUGCCCUCCCGGGGCAUUGUCACCGCCUGGUACCGAGAAGAUCAGCGGCUGCUGCCCAGCCCCAAGUAUGAGAUGGGGGAGGCCGGGGUUGUGCAGCGCCUUAUCAUCCAUGACUUGGAGGCCGACGAUGAUGGCAUUUACCUGUGUGAGAUGCGGGGCCGAGUGCGGACGGUAGCCACUGUGGCUGUCAGAGGGCCCAUCACAAGGCGGCUGCCGAGGAAACUGGACGUGCUAGAAGGAGAGAAUGCGGUGCUGUCGGUGGAGGCUCGAGAAGCCAAGGCUCUUGGGCACUGGACUCGGGAUGGUCAGGAGUUGCCAGCCUCACCCCGAAUCAUCCAAACCAGUUCCAACCACACACACACCCUGGUAUUGGUGGGGGUCACACGCCAGGACGCUGGUGUGUUCACCUUCAGCCUGGGCUCCUCUCACACCUCCGCCAGGCUGAGGGUCAAAUGUGUGAAGCAAGUACCCCCGGGGCCCCCGGUGGCAGUGGAGCUGGGUGCAGGAUGCAGUAACGCAGCCCUGCUCAGCUGGAAACCCCCCGUGCCUGCCCCUGACAAGGCCUAUACCUACCGGCUAGAACGUCAAGAGGUAGGUGCGGACACCUGGGUGCAGUGCCUCACUACAGAAGCAGCUGGUGCCGUGGAGGUGCCGGGAGACAACGUGCCUAAUGAGGGAGACUACCGCUUCCGGCUCUCUGUGGUCAGUGAGCAGGGCCAGAGCCCCUACGUGCUCUUUCCAGGCUCAGUGCACCUGGUGCCCACACCUCGGGUGCAAAAGGCUCUACAGGAUGUCUGUGUACAAGAAGGGGAUGAUGCUACCUUCUCCCUUGAACUCUCCACUUCGGUGCAAGGCACCUGGUUCCUGAAUGGGAUGGAACUCAAGGCAGGGGGACCAGAGAGUGGGUCCAGGGAUGAAGCCCAAGGAUGCCUGGUGCAGCAAGAGGGCCCCCAGCACAGCCUUCUCCUCCGAGCCACAAGGCUUCAAGACAGUGGAGCCCUCAUCACUUUCCUGUGCCCUGGUGUCCAUGUCUCUGCCACGCUUCACGUGCAAGAGCCCUCCGUAAGAAUUGUGCUCCCUCGAGAAAAGGUAUCCGUCGAGGCCGUGAGCCCAGAGCGUGUGGUGCUCACGUGUGAAUUGUCCCGGGCCGGAGCACCCGUGCAUUGGUACAAAGACGGACUGGUGGUAGAAGAGAGAGAAGGCCUGGUGCAGGAGAAUGAGGGCCUCCGGCGCCGCCUGGUGAUCCCUGCUGCCCAGCCCCAGCACGGGGGCGAGUUUGUGUGCAAAGCAGGAGAGGACUUGGCUUUCUUUACGGUCAUGAUCAAAGAACCCCCCGUGAGGAUCCUAUCCCCUCAGGACAAGGUGUCCGUGGCUGCCGAGAGCUCAGAACGGGUGGUUUUGAGAUGCGAGCUGUCCCGGGCUGGAGUCUCCGUGCGCUGGUACCAGGAUGGAAUAGUGGUAAAGGAGAGUGAAGCCCUGGUAUUGGAGAGUGAGGGCACCCACUGCCAUCUGAUACUGCCUGCAGCCCAGCCCCAAGAUGGGGGCCAGUUUGUGUGUAAGGCAGGAGAUGACAUGGCUGUCUUCAACGUCACCGUCACAGAUGUUCAUAACUGGAUCAUGCAUCCCCAAGAUGAAGUGUUCCUGACUGCCAAGACCUCGGAGAGAGUGGUUUUGCUGUGCCAAGUAUCCCAGCCCGGAGCCUUGGUGGGCUGGUACAAGAAUGGGAUGGAGGUGAAAGUGAGUGAAGAUCUGGUUCUGGAGAGUGAGGGGCUCCAGCACCGUCUUGUGCUGCCUUCCGUGAGGCUCCAAGAUGCGGGCGAGUUUGUAUGCAGCACCAGAGAUGACUCUGCCUUCUUCACUGUGACUGUAACAGAGCCUCCAGUGAGAAUCCUGUUCCCCCAGGAUGAGGUAUCUGUGGCUGCUGUGAGUUCAGAGCGAGUGGUCCUGAGGUGUGAGCUUUCCCGGGCUGGAGCCCCUGUGCGCUGGUACAAGGAUGGGCUGGAGGUGGAGGAGAGUGAGGCCCUGGUCCUGGAGAGAGAGGGGCCCCACCACCGCCUGGUCCUGCCUGCAGCCCAGCCCCAGGACGGAGGGGAGUUUGUGUGCGAUGCAGGGGAUGACUCGGCCUUCUUCAUCGUCACUGUCACAGUACCGCCAGAACGGAUAGUGCGUCCAUCAGCCCGCUUCCUACAGCUGCAAUUCAGGUCCCCCAGCCGAGUGGAGCUUCGCUGUGAAGUGGCCCCUGUGGGGGCCCGCGUGUGUUGGUACAAGGAUGGGCUCGAGGUGGAGGCAUCAGAAGAUUUGAAACUGGGGGCUGAGGGGCCAGUCCGGACCCUGACCCUGCCCCAUGCCAGGCCCCAGGAUGCUGGAGAGUAUGUCUGCGAGACCCGAGAUGAGGCCGUCUCCUUUGACGUCCGUCUAGCUGAGUCGCCAGUGCAAUUCCUCCUCCCCGAGGUGGCUCCCUCUCCGCUGUCUGUGUCCCCUGGGGAGCAUUUGGUCCUAAGCUGUGAGCUGUCCAGGGCAAGCGCCCCCGUGUUCUGGAGCCUGAAUGGGAGCCCCGUCCUGGAGGAUGGGAACCUGGAGCUUCGGUCUGAGGGUCCUCGGCGCAUGCUGCUCAUCCAGGCCGUCCACCCUUCUCAUGCCGGGAACUACACUUGCCAGGCGGGGUCCAACCCUGGAGCCCCCACCCUCACUUUCCCCAUCUGGGUGACUGAGCCUCCUGUGAGAGUGUUGACCCCUGAGGCGUCCCGGACUGGGGUUCGAUGCGCCCCAGGCCGGGACCUGGAGCUGGCAGUGUGUCUUUCGGGGCCUGGGGGGGCCGUACGCUGGUACAAAGACGGGGAGCGGCUGGCCAGCCGGGGGCGGGUUCGGCUGGAGGAGGCCGGGGCACGGCGGGUGCUUCGGGUGCGGGGGGCACGGAGCGGGGAUGCCGGCGAGUACCUCUGCGAUGGCCCCCAGGACAGUCGCAUCUUCCUCGUCAAGGUGGAAGAACCCCCCCAGGUGAAGCUAGUUUCAGAACUGACUCCACUGACCAUCCAAGAGGGUGAUGAUGCCACGUUCCGCUGCGAGGUCUCCCCACCCGAUGCUGAGCUCACCUGGUUUCUGAACGGCUCUCCAGUUACCCCUAGCAGCCGGGUAGAAACGAGUCAGAAUGGCCCAAACCACACCCUGACCCUUCGGGGCUGCCAGAUGAGUGACUCUGGCAUGGUGACCGCCCAGACCAAGGGGGCUGAGACUACUGCCCGGCUCCAUGUCAGAGAGGCUGAGCUGCUGUUUUUGCGGAGGCUACAGGAUGUUCGCACUGAAGAGGGCCAGGAUUUGUGUAUGGAGGUGGAGACGAGCCGAGUAGGGGGGAAAGGAGUAGUGAGCUGGUUUCGAGGCGGAAAGCCUCUUCCUGACGAUGACAGGUUCUCUGCGGUCCAGGAUGGCCGAGUACAUCGCCUGGUCAUCCGCAGAGUCGUGGUGAGUGACCAGGGCAUCUACAGCUGCAAGAGCCACCAUGAUCGUACGCAGGCUCGGCUAGUUGUGAGGCCUGAGCAGCUGAAGGUGUGGCAUCAUCUCGAGGAUGUGGUUGUCACAGAAGGGGGCAGUGCCACCUUCCAACUGGAGUUGUCUCAGUCUGGGGUGAUUGGAGAAUGGGCCCGGGGAGGGGUCCGGCUGGAGCCCGGUCGGAACUGCCAAAUCAGUGCCCAAGGCCACAACCACUCGCUGGUGCUCAGUGGUCUCGGCCUAGCUGAUACUGGAACUGUGUCCUUCACCACCGACAGCCUGCGCUGCGCAGCCCGGCUAGAAGUGACAGAGAUACCUUUAGCCAUUGUGAAGGGGCUUCAGGACCUAGAAGUGAUGGAAGGUGACUCAGCCACAUUUGAGUGUGAGCUAUCCAGAAGCCAGGCUGACCUCACAUGGGAUAAGGACGGCCAGGAGCUAUCGCCCAGCCCUCGGCUCCGGAUCCAGGCUCUCGGCUCCCGCCGGCUCCUCCAGCUGCGGCACUGCAUCUCCGCGGAUGCGGGCACCUACAGCUGCUCCGUGGGGAACGCCCAAGCUACGACUGCCCACCUCACCGUGCGGAAGAGGGAGGUGUCAGUGCUGCAUGAACUAAAGUCCGUGAGGGCCCGUGAGGGCGACGGCGCCACAUUUAAGUGUACAGUGUCUGAGCCUGGUGUUCCUGGUUGCUGGCAACUGGGAGGCCGCAUCCUUCGCCCGGGGGGCCGUGUCCGAAUCCGACAGGAAGGGAACCUGCACUCCCUGGUGCUGAGUGAACUGCAGGCUGAGGAUUCUGGGGAGAUCCAAUUCCAGGCUGGACAAGCAAAGUCCUCCACUCAACUGGAGGUUGAGGCCCUGCCUCUCCAGAUCUGUCGUAAACCCCCUCGAGAGAAGACAGUGCUAACAGGCCGGCGGGCAGCAUUAGAAGUGACUGUGUCCAGGGCGGGUGGCCAUGUUCGAUGGCUGCUGGGUGGGGUCGAUUUGCCACCUGGACCAAAGUAUGAGUUUCGAAGCCAUGGCGUCACCCACAGUCUAAUCAUCCACAACGUCCAGCCCUCUGAUGAGGGCACCUACUGCUGCCAGGCUGGAGAGGACAGUGCCAAUACUAAUCUGCUAGUGGAGAGUAGCUAGAACCAGCCCCAGACACAGGAUGGAUGCCCAAGGACAACUGGGAAGCCAAAACAGCCUCUGGGUCUGGGAAGCAUCAGGGGAAUAAAUAUGUCCCAGUGUUCUGCCCACCUGUCUCUCAGUCUAUCUGUGGUGUUGGGUCACUGCUCUGACCUUUCACACACGGCACUGAGUGCUUAUCACUUUCACUGCUCAACCUCCCCCCAGGGGGCUGCUGGGAAACCACUCCUGGUUCAGGCCUUGCAAUUUGGCACAUUUAUAAAAGACGUAAAACAAGAGGAGGAAAAGAAGGAGGAGGAGGAGGAGGAGGAGGAGGAGGAGGAGGAGGAGAUAAAAGCACGAGGUGUCUGGAGUGAAACAAAAGA